This is a messenger RNA of Linum trigynum, 735 nucleotides long. The record is from the annotation of a GenBank genome assembly. NCBI's taxonomy places the organism in Eukaryota, Viridiplantae, Streptophyta, Magnoliopsida, Malpighiales, Linaceae.
AUGGCUUCGUUUGGCUCUCUGAAAACUGAAAUCUUCGAUCGGGAAGCUCGAAAACAGCAAUACCAAGCUCAUGUCCGAGGUCUCAACGCCUACGAUCGGCACAAGAAGUUCCUGAAUGAUUACGUCAGAUUCUACGGGAAAGAAAGGUCCGACAAUGUCAACUUGCCUGUUAAGACGGAUCAGGACACUAUAAGAGAAGGUUACCGGUUUAUACGUAGUGAGGAAGAUGACAUGGAUACGUCCUGGGAGCAAAGGCUGGUGAAGCGUUAUUAUGACAAGCUUUUCAAGGAAUACUGCAUAGCUGACAUGUCGUUUUACAAGAGUGGCAAGAUUGGUUUGAGAUGGAGAACUGAAAAGGAAGUCAUUUCUGGUAAAGGGCAGUUCAAAUGUGGUAGCAAACAUUGUAAUGAGGAAAAGGUCCUGGCGAGCUAUGAGGUGAACUUUUCUUAUUUUGAAGCUGGAGAAAAUAAGCAGGCGCUUGUGAAGUUGGUGGCAUGUGAAAAGUGUGCAGGGAAGCUUAAUUACAGAAACAGAAAAGAAAAAGGAAAACUGGAGAAGGAGAAAGAAGAGCAGAAAAGAAAGAGGGAACGAUACCGUAAUGACGACCAUUCAGGCAGCGACGACGAGGAUCGUAGCAAAGAGAAGAGGAGAAAAGGUAACAAGGCCUCUGCUUCAAGGAUCGACCAUGACGAUGAUGACAGCUUUAAUGAGUUCCUUGACGGAUUGUUUCUAUAG